AUGCUGUGGCUGCUGCUGCUGCAGGUCUGGGCGAGCUGCCUCUGGCUGGGACACAGCGAGGUGGUGACAUCCUUUGAAAGUUCAUGUCCUUAGUUUUUCUGUGGCAAUACCCCAAAUGAAGCCCUGGAGCCUCAGAACCCAGCCUGGAUCUGCCAGCACUACAGCAACAGUUAUUACUAUGCCACCCUGUAUGACAUAAACAGGCGUGUUCCCAUGUACUUUGCUUACAUCUACCAGCCUGGAACUGGCAAGAGACCUCAAACAUGGUGUGUUGAGCCCCAGCUGAUGGGUUCAAAUUAUCCCAAAACUGUGGGAAAAGGGUCGACCCUCUUACAUGGUUACAGUGUCAGCUUAGAGAAACUCAGCGAGAGCCAGGCUGUCCUCCAAGACUACAGGAACCUGAUGGAUUUGAGCUGGGGCCAUUUGAACUCCAAUGGCCAUCACCUCGAGUACAGCAGCAGGAUGGCUACCUUCACCCUCACCAACAUAGUGCCCCAGGAUGAGAAACCCAACAGCAGUGCCUGGAAAAAUUAGCAGAAAAUGAUGAUCAGGAAGACCCAGGGCUGUACCACCACCUACGUCAUCGUGGGUGCUGCACCUGGAAACAUUGCCAAGGAAUAUGCCUGGGAAUAUUGCCAAGGCAGAGUUAAUAAACCCAGCUACACCUGGUCGAGUGCCUGCCUCGAUAAGAAUCCCAAGGACAUGGAACCUUGGGUGGUCAUUGCCGAGAGUGGCAAGAGCCAGGUCCUGGAACUCAAGAUGGGCCAGCUGAAAGCCAUGUUGACACGGCUCUGUGGGAGGGGACAGGUGUCUCUGUUCCACAGCAUCUGUCCCUGGGAAUAA
Messenger RNA from Manacus vitellinus (golden-collared manakin), 843 nucleotides. Its product is annotated as endonuclease domain-containing 1 protein-like. Gene Ontology annotation, molecular function: hydrolase activity; nucleic acid binding; metal ion binding. The record is from RefSeq and is a predicted model, not a curated record. NCBI's taxonomy places the organism in Eukaryota, Metazoa, Chordata, Aves, Passeriformes, Pipridae.